Durotheca rogersii is the source of this 1051-nucleotide messenger RNA. RefSeq names its product HAD-like protein. The record is from RefSeq and is a predicted model, not a curated record. NCBI's taxonomy places the organism in Eukaryota, Fungi, Ascomycota, Sordariomycetes, Xylariales, Xylariaceae. Gene Ontology annotation, molecular function: sugar-phosphatase activity; beta-phosphoglucomutase activity. The coding region runs from base 148 to 930 and encodes 260 amino acids. The transcript has 3 exons.
ACAAUCUCAACUCGCCCGGCGGUGUCUCACUCAUUUCUGUGAUAUUUCACCCUCUCUGCUGCGGGCGUCCUGAGAAGAGACAGACGGAGAGAGAUUAUUUACGCACACCGAGAGUAAGCGCGGAGAAAAGACCACAGUCGCUGCCUGAUGGAAUACAACGCACCGCCGGUCGAGGUCUCCUUCGAGGGACUCCUGUUCGACAUGGAUGGGACUAUCAUCGACUCGACGGCCGCAGUCGUCAAGCAUUGGAACACCGUCGGAAAUGAGAUCGGCGUCGACCCCGAGGUCAUCCUGCAGACCUCUCACGGCCGGCGGAGCAUAGACAUUCUGAAAGUGCUCAGCCCGGAGAAGGCCAAUUGGGAAUACGUGAGACACAUGGAGUCGCUGCUGCCGAAGCUGCACGGGCAGGACGCGGUCGAGAUCCCGGGGGCGCGGUCGCUCCUCGAGGCCCUGAUCGGCGCGGGCGCGCGCUGGACCAUCGUGACGUCGGGGACGACGCCGCUGGUCACGGGCUGGCUCGACGUGCUGCAGCUGCCGCACCCGGAGCACCUGGUCACGGCGGAGUCGGUGGCCAACGGCAAGCCGGACCCGGAGUGCUACGCGCUCGGGCGCGAGAAGCUGGGGCUCAGGCGCGGCGCGGCGGCCGACGGCGCGGUGCUCGUGCUCGAGGACAGCCCCGCCGGCAUACGCGCCGGCAAGGCCGCCGGGUGCAAGGUGCUGGGCCUCGUCACGAGCCACACCGCCGAGCAGGUGCUGGCCGCCGGCCCGGACUGGGUCGUCCGGGACCUGCAGUCCGUCCGGCUGGUCCGCCACGACGGCGGCGGCGGCGGCGGCGGCGACGCGCCAGGGGCCGCCAGCGCUUCCCGCGUGACGCUGCAGAUAUCGAAUUCCCUCACCGCGGCAGCGGGUGGGGUAGAGCACCAGCAGUAGCAGCGGCAGCAGCAGCAAGAGCAGCAAGAGCAUGCAGUAGCGGCAGAUGGCGACGACGGGGAAGGGGGGGAGGGAGAUGAUCGCCGAGCUUGGGAAAUGAAGACUAGUGGUCUGGACCUUU